Molecule: messenger RNA, 1275 nt
Organism: Elgaria multicarinata webbii
Lineage: Eukaryota; Metazoa; Chordata; Lepidosauria; Squamata; Anguidae
Gene: GPR83
Product: G protein-coupled receptor 83
Exons: 4
Coding region: 1-1275 (424 amino acids)
Biological process (GO): neuropeptide signaling pathway
Cellular component (GO): plasma membrane
Molecular function (GO): neuropeptide Y receptor activity
Source: RefSeq, a predicted model, not a curated record
AUGAUUACCCAUUAUAUGUGGUUUUUCCUCGCUUACUUGGCGAACGCUUUUGAGAGAUCGGAAAAGUUUCCAGUCAAUGGAAGCUUAGAAGCAUCGUUUGAAAUACCAGACAUGUCUACUUUCUUUCCUUGGACAAACUAUUCACUUGCGGAUUGGCAGAGUUUACUGGAUGGGAGAAGAUACGGGACAGGUUCCCAAAAUCUUAUUGUCAAAGCCCUUCUUAUCGCAGCAUACUCCUUUAUCAUAGUGUUCUCACUCUUUGGCAAUGUCCUAGUAUGUCAUGUCGUGAUCAAAAACAAACGGAUGCAUUUUGCCACCAGCCUGUUCAUUGCGAAUCUUGCCGUCGCAGACCUAAUGAUCACCUUUCUCAACACUCCCUUUACUUUGGCUCGCUUUGUGAACAGCACGUGGAUAUUCGGGAAAGAGAUGUGCCAUGUCAGCCGUUUUGCACAGUACUGCUCUCUCCAUGUCUCUGCCUUGACCCUGACAGCCAUAGCUGUGGACAGACGGCAGGUGAUACUGCAUCCUCUGAAGCCUCGGAUUUCUACUGCACAAGGUCUCACGUGUAUCUGCAUCAUAUGGCUAAUGGCCUCAUGCUUCUCCCUUCCACAUGCUAUCUAUCAGAAAUUAUUCACUUUUGAAUAUAGCGAAGAAGUCACCCGAUCCUUGUGCCUCCCCGAUUUCCCCGAGCCAGCUGAUUUAUUUUGGAAGUACCUGGACUUGGUGACCUUCAUUUUACUCUACAUUCUGCCCCUACUCAUUAUCUCCGUCACCUACAUGACUGUUGCCAAGAAGCUCUGGUUCCAGAACGCCAUUGGGGAUGUGACAAUAGAGCAGCACUUCGCCCUGCAGAAGAAGAAAAGGAUGACCGUUAAAAUGCUGCUCCUUGUGGUGGUGAUCUUCGCCGUCUGCUGGUUCCCUUUAAACUGCUACGUCAUCCUUCUCUCCAGCCAAGUCAUCCGCACCAACAACGGCCUCUAUUUUGCUUUCCACUGGCUUGCCAUAAGCAGCACCUGUUACAAUCCUUUUAUUUACUGCUGGCUCAAUGAGAAUUUCAGGGCAGAACUCAAGACCUUUCUCAACGUGUGUCGGAAAACUCCUGAUUCAAGGGAGCAAAGGCUUCGGUCUUCUGGAGUUCUAUCCUACAGAACAGCCUGGACGAAAAACGAUGACUGCAAGGGCUUGCAGGCCUCGCUCAGCCUCCCAACGACCUCCAAUUUUCAGUUAGUCAAGACUGACUUAACCUAUGUUGAGCCUCUGGUUGCCGUGCGUUGA